This is a messenger RNA of Loxodonta africana (African savanna elephant), 941 nucleotides long. RefSeq names its product membrane-spanning 4-domains subfamily A member 4A-like. Gene Ontology annotation, cellular component: plasma membrane; Golgi apparatus. Bases 119 to 532 code for a protein of 137 amino acids. NCBI's taxonomy places the organism in Eukaryota, Metazoa, Chordata, Mammalia, Proboscidea, Elephantidae. The transcript is spliced from 6 exons. The record is from RefSeq and is a predicted model, not a curated record.
CACCUUUUCUGCUGCUCUGACAGCUCUGCAAGGAGUGAAACAGACCACACCAAGAGUUGACUUUGGUGUACCUGAGGUAGGACAGCCUGCUGCUCUACACUCAGAUCUGUGGAAAAGGAUGUCAGUGAAGAAGAUUCUCGGGGUUGUCCAGAUCCUGAUUGGCUUGAUAAACCUCACCUUGGGAAUAACGAUGAUGUCUGUCUCAUUGCCAUCUGAUGGACCAAAACCCACUUCAGUAUACACAGGUUACACAAUAUGGGGGUCAGUAGUGUUUAUUGUUUCGGGGGCCUUGUUAAUUGCAGAAGAAAUUCCAGAUGCAUAUUUGACUUUGAAUUUCAUCAGCUUAGUCGUGGCCAUCAUAGGGAUCACAAUCACUGCGUUGAGCUUGAGGGAUUUUUCAUCUGUAUGUGAAUACACUUUGACGUCAGAAAAAUGUGCCAUGUUAAUGGGUAUGGAUGGUGCAGUGCUCAGUUUAAGUGUGCUGGAGUUCUGCAUUACUGUUCUCACCUGUGUCGUCCGGUGCUGCUUUUGAGGCGUAAACAGCAACCUCCAAAUCCUCAGGUGGCAGAAACGGCACCUUCCUGUACUAUUCCCAGAAAAUUUGAUGCCUCCAACAGAACAACAGAAAUAUCUUCCAGAAAAUCUAUCCUGACAGCAAUGCAAGAACCCUACUUGAGAAAGUAUCAAAAUCCAAUACUGAUUUUUAAAACUUAUGUAUUUUAUAAUAAAUCCAGAGUAAUAUUUUCAUUUUUCCCAAGAACCUGGUAACCUCUUUCAUUGGCUGUUUAUCAAAACAGAUGUUAAGUAAAUAUAUCAUGCAUUUAAUGUGUCAACAGCACUUGAAAGUUUUCCAUCCAUCCUUAGGGGUAUGUAAGGACAUUAAGUUGGCAAAUAAGAUUUGCAGCAGAUGGGCAAAAAGAUAUUGCUGAAAUGGGACCCCA